This is a messenger RNA of Castor canadensis (American beaver), 828 nucleotides long. It is a transcript of the gene Rhbdd2, whose product is annotated as rhomboid domain containing 2. Gene Ontology annotation, molecular function: serine-type endopeptidase activity. NCBI's taxonomy places the organism in Eukaryota, Metazoa, Chordata, Mammalia, Rodentia, Castoridae. The record is from RefSeq and is a predicted model, not a curated record. Gene Ontology annotation, cellular component: membrane.
UGCCCUGGGAGACCGCCGCGGAAAGGCGGAAGGAGCCGAGGACUGGCGAGCGCGGGAAUGCCAGCGGCCAUGGCAGCCUCGGGACCCAGGUGUCGCAGCUGGUGCUUGCGUCCCGAGGUGCCAUCCGCCACCUUCUUCACGGCGCUGCUGUCGCUGCUGGUGUCUGGACCCCGCCUGUUCCUGCUGCAGCCGCCCCUGGCGCCCUCGGGGCUCUCGCUGCGGUCCGAGGCCCUGCGCAACUGGCAAGUUUACAGGCUGGUGACCUACAUCUUUGUCUACGAGAACCCGGUGUCCCUGCUCUGUGGCGCACUCAUUAUCUGGCAUUUUGCGGGCAACUUCGAGCGAACUGUGGGCACUGUCCGCCACUGUUUCUUCACCUUGAUCUUCGCUGUCUUCUCCGCCAUCAUCUUCCUGUCGUUGGAGGCCGUGUCAUCACUGUCAAAGCUGGGGGAAGUGGAGGAUGCCAGAGGUUUCACACCGGUGGCCUUCGCCAUGCUGGGAGUCACCUCGGUCCGCUCUCGGAUGAGACGGGCCCUGGUGUUUGGCGUGGUCGUGCCCUCAGUACUGGUGCCGUGGCUCCUGCUGGGUGCCUCUUGGCUCAUUCCUCAGACCUCCUUCCUGAGUAACGUCUGUGGGCUUUUGAUUGGACUAGCAUAUGGCCUCACAUACUGCUACUCCCUUGACCUCUCGGAGCGGGUGGCACUGAAGCUCGACCAGAAGUUCCCCUUCAGCCUCAUGAGGAGGAUACCCUUGUUCAAGUACAUCUCUGGGUCCGCGGCGGAGAGGAGAGCAGCCCAGAGCCGGAAGUAAGUGGCUGAGCUACUCUGC